Messenger RNA from Aethina tumida (small hive beetle), 9034 nucleotides. RefSeq lists its product as uncharacterized. The transcript is spliced from 20 exons. NCBI's taxonomy places the organism in Eukaryota, Metazoa, Arthropoda, Insecta, Coleoptera, Nitidulidae. Gene Ontology annotation, cellular component: histone deacetylase complex; transcription regulator complex. Gene Ontology annotation, molecular function: transcription corepressor activity. The record is from RefSeq and is a predicted model, not a curated record. Bases 566 to 4930 code for a protein of 1454 amino acids. Gene Ontology annotation, biological process: negative regulation of DNA-templated transcription; regulation of transcription by RNA polymerase II.
UUACGACGUCCACACGCAGUGCCGCACAACUUCUCUCGGCGUCGGGUACGCUCAAACGGCCGAACGGAAACAUACGCACGCGACUAGUCAAGACAAAAAUAACAAGUCACAGGAAUUCUCGAAACUCACCAGCCCCAAAAAAAUUCAACCAUCUCACUAAACCCCGUAUGCCAGUCACUAGCCAGGUCAAAUUGAUAUUGUCACGUGGAAAACUUUCAAUCCGUGCCAAACACUAACCACAACCAAAAAAUUUAAAAAAAAAAAGAGAACGUCACAGCCGAUUCGCAGAUUUUAAUUGAGAUCCGCACACACCGACCUAUGUCCACGCAUUUUCUGUGAUUUCUUGUGUUGUGAUGCACUGUGGGGCAAUUGUGGCGCUAUAGCCGGAUUAAGCCACGUGUGAGUGGAACAGGAGGCCGCAAUAGAGUGUCUCACGGUGCGUGUGCCGGCAGGUUUGGUCGCCAAAGCCGGUCAAGUGCCUCCCCAAAAUGGGGGAACCACCCAAGAGGAAAAAGCCUCCAUACCGAGUGACAGCCUAGCAGAAUCUGAGCCAGCCCCAAAGGAUAUGACAGCUGUCAAUGCGGGUGUUCACGAGUUGGCUGGUGUCAGACUGCCGCUGCAGCCCUACAGCGGCGGUCAUGCCGUGUUCAUGUACAGUACCGCCUCCGACGGCAACGUUACGCUCCAGCUCAAGGAACCAGACGAUCUCGAUAAGAACAGCCUGGCAGCGAUGCUGGCCCGUCUACACGACGACGCCACCUUCUCCAUCUCCUACCAGGACACCGACAUCCUGUCCGACGGUAGCAUCGACGUCCUGCUUGGCACUGGUACCGCCAAUUCAGGUGGGAGCGAUGCAGUCGCGGCCACAUUCGAUCUGUUCGACUCGUCGAGUGGUCCCGAUCUCACUCUCUCGCCACAGACCUUCACCAAUUCCGCCGAGGCCUUUAUCAACGACAACUCCUCCAACAGCCUUGGGGGUCCGGUCUCGCAGGACAACGAUGCAGUUUCCACAACAUCGACGGAGGAUAAAAAGCCAUGUAGCACAUCAUCAGACCCAGUAAAGUUGGCCGUAAAAAGGCCACGACCAAAAGCUGCCUCCCCAAACAGGCAGGGUCCUCAACAAUGUCAGGUGUGCGCCAAGGUAUUCGGGAACGCAUCGGCAUUGGCGAAGCACAAACUGACACACAGCGACGAGCGCAAAUACGUGUGUAGCAUGUGCGGAAAGGCGUUCAAACGACAGGAUCAUUUGAACGGGCACAUGCUGACCCACCGCAACAAGAAGCCAUACGAGUGCAAGGCCGAGGGCUGUGGCAAGAGCUACUGCGACGCCCGCUCCCUUCGCCGUCAUACUGAGAACCAUCACAGUUCGGCCGGCGGCGGCGGCACGGUCAGCGCCUCGACGACGAUGUCGCCGGCGCAGGGCGCCGCGUCCGGGGACGCCGCCUCGCCGCACGGCAGCAGCUGCAUCCAGUACGCGCCCCCGCCCACGUCCACGUCGGCGGCUUCGCCCGGCACCUCGGGCGGCAAGAGUCAGCUGCAGCAGUUGCUCGCCAUCGAUCCUGCGAAGGGAGGCAGCGGUGGCAACAACGAUGGCCUGACUAAACAGCAACUGGAUCUGAUCCAUCAAAUAAUGGAACAGACUCAGCGACAAUCUCAACAACAGACGACGGCGACCAACAGCAAAACAUCAACUGUGACGACGCCAAAGUCUUCAACACCAUCGAAAGUUACGGCCACGAAAACCCCCGUCAAAAUGCAAAGGGCGCAAUCAUCAUCGAACAAAAAUUCAUCGAGUACAAGUGGUCAACAAUCGAAGGUUUCCACAACCACUCCAAACUCAUCCAAUACACCAAAGACUGCUGAACCAAAGCCUGUGGAGUGCAAUCUAUGUCACCGAAAGUUCAAAAACAUACCCGCCCUCAAUGGACAUAUGAGACUUCAUGGGGGUUACUUCAAAAAGGAUGCCGACAACAAAAAAUGCGAAAAAAAAGACACGAACACGCCCCCACUGCAAACGGCCAGCGUGAGCGUGCGGGCACUGAUCGAGGAAAAGAUCAUCAACAAGAGGAUAACUCAGCCGCAGCCCACCACGCCGACGGAGGAACCCAAGUCGACAGCGCCGCCCCUCUUUCCUUUAACCGUGCAUUCCUCGGCGACGUCCAGCGACCUAGACACCAAGAUCACCUCGUUCGUGGUGCCGGCACCCCCUCAACAGACCGCUGAGAAGACUAGAAGACAUUCCGACGCUGAGGCUUUCAACCACAGGUUAAUUUCAAACACGCAACAAGAAGCUCAAGCUCUGGCUGAUCUCAUCCUCAAGCGGGAGAUCAAACGGGAGAAAGCCUCCGUCAAACGUACUACCUCUGAUCCCGGUCAAACGAACCUCAUCCAAUUCCAGUCGAAUGAUUCGCUGUCGCUGACUUUCAAGCAAGAGGAGAUCGAAUAUCUAUCGCCCAGUUUGCAAGAUGAGGUGUUCACACAAGUACAGGACACCAUGUUGCUGCAAGGUGUAGAUCCCAAUCAGUUGGCCACUUUGCAAUUCCAAACCGAAGACUUGUUGCCAGAUCAAACUGAUCAGAACUUGCAGAAUCUCAAUCUGGAUGAUUAUGCAAACUUACAGGACCAAGUUGGUCAAUCGCCCUCCUAUCAGUCUAGUCAUAAUGUGAAUCAAGAUUUGCAAGCGGUCUUGGAUUCUCCUCUUCCUGAAAGUCUCGCUGAAUUCAGCACCUUUCAUUCAAACAACUUAGAUCUAUCUUCGCCCAGUUACCAAAACCAAUCACCUGCACAAUAUGUCAAUUCUCCACACACUUCAAUAGCACAGUCUCCAUUGCAAAGCCCGUUAAUUCGGCAGGAUUCGCCAGGAUUCCCAUAUCCCACGCCACCAGCAAGUCAUGAGGGACAAAGCCCUUGUUUUUCUCAGAAUACUUUGCUACCUUUGGUGUCUCCAAAACAGGAGUUUGGAGCAGUCGUGGAACGUGGAAUUGAUGAACCACCCCAAGCCUCAUCUCCAUUGUCGGCAGCUUUCUUCACAUCAACCAUGUCCAGUUCUGCUGCAGUGGAAGAGGCUUUGGAAGAAGUUUUGCCAGGGGAAACAAUUUCCAAUGACGAUUUAUAUCCUUUGAGCAACUCACCUUCACCACAAUCACCCAUUGGAUUGACUCCUGUCCAGUCUCCAUUACCUAAUAUAGCAACAACAGCUGUAUCAUCCCCUCAUCCGACAACUACUUUCAGUGCAAGUAACACAGCUACGUUCAACAUCUCCCCACAAUAUACUCUCCAAUCUCAAAUGAUGCCAAAUUCCGAGGAUCCUCUCUUAUCCAGCAGUUCUGUAAAUCGUAAACGGUGUGGACUAAGUGGCAUUCCACUAAGAGUUAUGACCAAUAACGGCCUAUUGGAUCUUAAUACUGCGAAUUUCGCUGGAAUUUUGUUGGACGCAAAUGGGGAAAUCAAAUUUAUCCAAACUGGUGCCAACACUUUCCAGUCGAAAAAUAUUGUAUUGGCGAACACUCAAAUGGUACAAACGCCACAAGACGAUGAUAAAACCAAAUUGCAUCGAAUGUUGAAAACAGUUCAGUGCGCCUUACCAACGAAACAAUUCAUCGCUAAACCCAAACAAGUGGUUGAAAUCAAGAAAGAAGAGAACAACGACGUGUUUUUGAGUCCCACAUCAAUACCGUCUAGUCCUGUGCGUACAUCGAGGAAACGACUUAGAACUGAGCCGUUGCAGUUGCCAGUUUUUCACCAGUCAAAACUAAGGGCGACUAGAAGCAAACCGGCAGGGUCUUCAGCAUUUACACCCCAGCCGAUAUUAAACCCACAAAGACAAGGGACUGGACUUUUUAACAACCUAAAAACAAAAUCCAGUGAUGAUACCAGUAUAUGGAAUUGCGAGCCCAUCCCUGAAACUGAUUCAACCCCGCACAUAAAUGUGGGACCCCAAUUUCAGUGUAAUAUUCCACCUGUCUCCAGCAGAUUGAAUCCCGUAUCGAAACAUGAGGAUCUGCUUUGGGAUCCUGGUAUUAACAAUUGUUCCGAUGCCGAAGUCGAUAUGUACUUGGAUUUCGCGUGUUGCGCUGCUGUACCAGGCGGUGGUAGAAACAAAGAAUACGCCAUGCAUUUGCUUCACAUGUGUAGUGGUAACAUUCAUGAGGCCAUGUUGAAACUAAUGCAACCUUCUCCAAACCUACCUGCUGAUCAUCCUCUUCUGUGCUACCAGUAUAGCGAAAGUGACAAGUGGUCUUCUACUGAGACCGAAAUAUUCCACAAGGCACUGAUUAAGUACGACAAAGAUUUUCACAGCAUUUCAAAAGAGGUAAAAAGUAAAUCGGUGAAACAGUGUAUACAGUUUUAUUACGUUUGGAAGAAGGUUUGCACGGACGAGUACAGAAAAUUAAAGCAGGUCCGAGAAAAAAGGAAUCAUAAAAACUCGGAGUCAGACAUGGAUGAAAAGCCCUAUCCAGAUGCCAAAUUAUUGGGGAUUGCAGACAGUGGGUCCCCUAUGCCGGUUCAAGAUGCUACAAGAAAUUUCGUCUGUGAAUUUCCAGAAUGUUCAGCAAGUUUCAAUUCUCGCGCAGCGCUAAACGGUCACAUCCGGAUCCACGGCGGUACUGCCGCCAGGAAUUCGCCGACUCCGGCCGCAAUCGAGCGCCGUUCCGCCUCGGUCAGUUCGACGGUAUGCCACCCGGACUCGACCGAGGACUAUCCCUGUAAGAUUUGCGGGAAGGUGUUUUCGAAAAUUAAAAGCCGUAGUGCCCAUAUGAAAUCUCACCGACCACCAGAUGCUGAAACAUCAAAACGACGCGAAUCAAAAGACCCACAAAACUAUUGUUAUGAACUCUCCGUGCCAAGCCCGUAUAGUAAAGGGCAAUCAAAAACUAUUGAGUCAGAUCAAAAGAUUGAAAUAAAACAAAAAGACAUAAUUUAUGAUUAAAAGGAAAAUCUAGGUAAUGGAAUUAUAGUUAGUAUAGUUGUAUAAAUCUCAAUCCACAUAUUAAACAGAGAUAUAUAUUUAAUAUAAAAAUAGGGGUUGUGUUACGUUACAGUUACGCAGAACGUAACGUAACGUUAGUGCCUUUUUCGAAUGUCGAGUGAGACACUAUUGCUAUACCAUCUGGUAUUUUGAAUUUAUUCGUACUCCAUUUUUGUAUGCCCAAAUCGGAUAUAAGUGACUAAAAUGAACAAAAAAAAUCAGUUUCUUUUUAAUGGCAAUUUAGAGAAUUCAUUGAAUAAAUUAAUACUGGGGUUAGUUUAUGAAUUGCAGCGUUAGCAGAAAAUCAUAAAAAAUGUAAAACUUUUAUAGAAUAAAAUGCAACUAAAGAAAAACAUUAUCGAAAGGAGUUUCAUAUAGCGAAUUGGGCACGAUUUUUUACAAUAUCAGAAUUUUGAAUUGUCAAGAGCAAUAUAGAUCUGUACUCAAAAAGAAUUUUAAUCAAAUAUUAAUAUCAAACGGCCAUAAGUAAAUAUAAACAAAUGAACUAUACGUAUUUUAAACUGGAACAAAAUCACAUACUUGUCCGCUUUUUUCUGCAGUAUGUUGUGGGAUUUGCUCAAAAAGAUAGUGUUUUUUAACUCUUCCUUUUUAUAAGAAUUUACGUAUUAACAAAUUAUGAACUAUUAGGUUAGGUGUUUAGGAAAUCUAUAAAUAAUUAUUUUAAUAUAAAUAAAAGUUGCUACAAAUAUACUAAUAUUUAGUAAUUAAAUUAUGGAAUGUAGAGUAUUUAUAUAUGGACGCACUGUAUGAAUUAAUAUGUGCCACGUGAUAAAAAUGUGACAAGUAGGUGAAUUUGUUGAUUUUUUUGGUACCCCCGAGCCAAGCUCAUGUACUAUUACUCUGUGUUGUGAUCUUUUUAAAGUCUAUUACUAUGAAUCUAUCUAUAUUAAUACUUAUAUAAUAAAAUAAAUAUUUGUACAUGUUACUGUAUGUAUGAUAUUAGAUUAAAUUUUUAGCAGGUCUACGUUAAGUCAGAAAUGGGUCCCAGCCUUUCCAUUUUAAAAAAUGACAAUCCAAUUUUUCGUUUUUCUUAAACUUUAUGUAUCGAUGUUUUUAUUAUACUUAAUAUUACGUCUCAAAGACAAAACAUAGGAUAGGUAGCUUAAUAAAUAUAUCAUAUUCAUGUUAGGUGUUUUAUAAAAUGUAUGUUUUCUUCAAACUCAUCACGAUGAGACGUAGGUUUAACAUUGCUGGAUAUUUCGAGGUCGUGAAUAAGAGAUAUAUUAAAAAAAUUAAAUUCUUAGAAAUAACACGAAAUGCUUUUUUCGAAGGUCAAUUUAAUUUUCCGUGCCUUUAUAACUUUUUUUCCCUAAUUAACAUCGAUGCGUAUUUACAAUAAUGUUUUAAAAACAAUCACAAACGGCAGUUUUCUAUUGGAUUUAAUCUUUUUAAAUUGUCAUAUUCACACCAGACCUUUUCUGACCUUAUAUAGACCAACAGACUGGGCCACAAGUUGGUAGUCGUAGAAAUCUAAAGUGAUUACCCACAUAAAAUUUCAGCGAUUCUCAUAUUAUUGAAACGUGAAAUAUCAUGUUGCGAUAUUGUGUGGGGAAAUCAAUUUGGUUUGAAUCAGGUGCUCAGACCUUUAUCAAUUAAUUGUUGUUAUUGAAUGUACCUCUACGAACUGACGAACAUUUUGUUAAUUAAAAACUCAAAGCGUCUAAAUAGGUACUUUAAUUACGUAUAACUCAUAUAAAUCUCCUAAAAAUUGCUCACUUUUAUACGUCGUAUUUAGCUUUUUAUACAUGUUUAUUUAUUACUGGACUAUGUUAUUACUAAUGGAAUUUAUGUAAUCGCUUAAAACCAGUUAAGAAAACUUCUUUACGUACGCACUACUAUAUUUCCCUUAUAAUGUGUGUGUUUAUGUGUAAUAAAUAUAAACACUCUAAUAAUAUAUGUGCUUCCAGAAUGUCAACAUAUCCCUAUAUAUUGCACACAAAUUCCAUGUUAUUAAUCUGGUUUUAAACUGAUUACGUGUUUGUUAUCCUCAAAGUAAUUUUAGGCUAAUAUAUUUUAGUCAAGUACAUGUACUGUUAUAAAUUAAUCAUUAUUCUCUCAGUAGGUUGUUUGUACAUACUUGUUCUGUUGUUUUUAACAUUUGAUCUAUAUUUUCUGCUUAUAAACUGUUUCUAAAACGGCCUAAUAAAUUUAAAAUAAAAGCAUUUACUUGUGAUACUGUAAAAUACUAAAUACUGAUUUUAAAUGUCCGUCAGUUCAUGUUAGUCUAUGGUCACCCUUAUGUUAUUGCAUAAUGUACUUGACACUAGUAUUUUGUGUGAUUUUUGAACAAUCAUUCAUGUAAAAUAAAGAAAAAUAACCUCUAAUAUUGCUGUGGUCUUUCAAAAAAACAUAAACGUACCCAAGGACUGUCCAAUAUAUUUAAAUAUCAACAAAUACUAGUUUUAUUGAUAGGUUCUAAGGACUAUAAAAAACAUCGAAUCUAAAGAAACUGAUAUUUUUACAGAAUAUUUUUAAUAACAAAUAUCAAACCCAGAUGUAUCAACAAGUAAUAUCCUGUUUAGUAUCGUGUAAAGUUUUAUUAUUAAACAUUGCAAAAAUUUGUUGAUGUUUAAAUAUUCCAAUAUUUGUAUGAAUGUGUGCCUGUAUUAAUUUUCCUUGUGCCAACAUUAAAAUGUCAUAGUUGAGCUUAGAAAGAAAACAGUGUCAUGUAACAUACUCAGUAGGUUAAAGCUUGUAUAUUUGUAAAUAAGCUAUUAAUAUAUUUAUCAAUUUUCAUGCUUACCUUCUAAUCCGCAACAAAUAAAACAACAUCAACAGCAGUCAAGAAUACAUUAUGCUGGUUGCAGCAGUUUUAUUUUUUGUGGUAGUAGUUGGUGGUUUUGUAAAUGUUUCAAGUUUUAUUGAUAGGUUUCGCCAAUUGUUUAACCCCAUUGCAUCGCAUUGCAUCAAAUUUUUAGAGGGGACGUGUAGUUAUGCAAUAAGCUAUAUAAUAGGUGAAUUUUUAUCUGUCUAAAAACUUUUUGAAAAGAGAGCAGCUAUGUAUCAUUAUUUGGUGUUUGUAUACACAUAUUAUUAUCCAAAGUGCAAAGGAAUUUGAUGAGAAUCGAAUGAUCAAACAUUGAAAUACGCAGUUUCAAUUCAUUUUGGGUAAAAAUGUAUGUAUAUUUGCUGAUUUUUUGCUUUGAAUUUGAAUUUUGUUUACAACACAAUAUAAACCGUUCCCAAUCUGUACCUGAUGAGAUUUACCAUUUCCACUCAUUAUUAUUUAUUAAUAUUAUUUAUCUUACUAAUAAAAUUUAACGUGUGUUAAAAUAUUUGGAUUUCAUGAUUCGAUUCCGUUGUUGAAUUUGUACACUUUUGUCGAAACUAUUGAAUGUGAUCCAAGAUGUAAGAUGUAUGUAUGUAAUAAUAAAAUGUUUAGCACAACCUUCUAGGAAUUUGUGUCUAAAUUUGAAUAUAUAUGAAAAUGUAAGAAAAAGUGUACAGAGUAAAACUAUUCACCAUAUGUAUAAUGUUUAAAUGAAUUUAUAUAAUAUUUUACAUUUAUGAUGUCUAAAAACGUUGUGCUCAUUUAUAUCAACAAUAAUAUAUAAUUAAUGUAAAUCUUUGAUCAAAUGUCAAUACGUGUAGCUCAAGAAACUUUCUAUAUAUUUUUUUGAAUCCAAAUAAUAAAAUACAAUCUGUAGAUUUUAUGACCAUAAUAUGUCAUAACACAGUGUGUUCAUAUUUUUAGUGCAGUUAUAUUUUUCAAACCGAAUUUUCGAUUUUAAUUUGCUAAAUCAUCAUGACGGUCAUCAAUUAAAUAGACAAUCUUAAAAAUAAAGGGCAAGUUUGAAAAAUAUAUAUGCAGUAAAAUGUUUAAAAAAUGUAAAAAGUAGAAAAUACACUAUAUAUUAUGCGUUUGUAACUGUAAUCCAGUUUUCUAUUUUGUGUUAAAACUAUUAAUAAUUGUUUUGUUUGACUGUUUUUAAAGAAAAAUAUUUGUUGUUAAAUUCUGUCCAAAUAUUUCCAAAAACGUAUGUUUAAAAGUGUAUAUGUAUAUACUUGUAUUAUUGUAUGCACAAUAAAAAUGGCGUUGUAUUA